UGCUGCCUCCGCCCCCGCCGGGAGACAGCCCUAAUGAAUUUCACCAGCAGCUACAGUUUUUUGUCGUGUGAGAAACUGUGGAGGCUGAAUUUGAGGCUCUAUUCAGGUGAAUUUUGUAGCAUGUCAGCUGUUUGCCUUGUUCGCCGCUUUCUGGUUCCGCAUCUACUUAAGUCCUGGUAAAACCAGUCCCGAUGUCCGGCACGCAUUUGCCACCAUUUUUGGCAUCUAUUUUGUCAUCUUUUGUUUUGGCUGGUACUCUGUGCAUCUUUUUGUGCUGGUGUUAAUGUGCUACGGGAUCAUGGUCACGGCAAGCGUAUCCAGUAUUCACAGAUACUCCUUCUUUGUAGCAAUGGGAUACCUUACAAUAUGCCACAUCAGCCGGAUAUACAUCUUCCACUAUGGAAUUCUCACUACAGACUUUUCUGGGCCUCUGAUGAUUGUCACACAGAAGAUCACGACCUUGGCAUUCCAAGUUCAUGAUGGAUUAGGUCGAAGAGCUGAAGACCUCUCUGCUGAGCAACAUCGACUUGCUGUGAAGGUAAAGCCCUCCUUUUUGCAAUACUUAAGCUAUCUUCUCAACUUCAUGAGUGUCAUAGCUGGCCCUUGCAACAAUUUCAAGGAUUACAUAGCCUUUAUUGAGGGGAGACAUACGCACAUGAAGUUGCUGGAAGUGAACUGGAAGCAGAGAGGUUUCCAGAGCCUGCCAGAGCCUUCUCCCACUGGAGCUGUGAUCCGCAAGUUGUACAUGACCUUGGUGUCUCUCCUUCUGUUUUUGACACUCACGAAGGCCUUCCCUGUCACCUGCCUGGUUGAUGACUGGUUUGUUCAUAAAGCGAACUUUCUGACUCGACUGUGCUACUUGUAUAUCGUCAUGCAAGCCUCGAAGCCCAAGUAUUACUUUGCCUGGACGUUAGCUGAUGCAGUGAAUAAUGCAGCGGGCUUUGGGUUCAGCGGAGUGGAUAAGAAUGGAAAUUUCUGUUGGGAUCUGCUUUCUAACCUAAACAUCUGGAAAAUUGAGACUGCCACAAGUUUCAAAAUGUACUUAGAAAACUGGAAUAUUCAGACAGCUACUUGGCUAAAGCGAGUGUGCUAUGAGCGGGUUCCCUGGUACCCCACGGUGCUAACCUUUGUCCUGUCUGCCUUGUGGCAUGGUGUCUACCCUGGAUACUAUUUUACCUUCUUAACUGGAACCCUUGUCACAGUAGCAGCCAGAACGAUGAGGAACAACUACAGACAUUACUUCCUUUCCUCAAAAGCCCUCAAGGUUGCAUAUGAUGUGGUCACCUGGGCGGUCACUCAGCUGGCCGUGUCCUACACUGUUGCUCCCUUCGUUAUGUUAGCAGUUGAACCAACCAUCAGCUUAUACAAGACAUUUGAGUGGUGUGGAGGUAUGUGCAGAAUGUGCCAGAGACCAUGCAGUCUGGGCUGCUGGGUCUUUGCUUCUCUGGCACCAUUUCCAGCCACGGGAGCCCAUACAUCUGCUCCGGAAGGCAGAAGGUGGUUGCUGACAGAGCUGAUCUUCCAGAAUAUACCCAGAUAUGGUUGUUCCUUGGGAAGCCCCAGACCCUUUGACCACAGUGACGACACUCAGAAGACCACGGAGGAGAAGGAGCCGGCACAAAAGAACCAGGAGGACUUGCCGUGAACACUUGAGUGGAUGGAAAGUCAGGCAUGCCCUAAAGUAGGCUGUAUUUUUUUUCCCCAAGAGAUAGAACUCUUCCCUUUUUUCCUUCUGAACUGAGCCAAGAUUGGAAAUCAGUCUCCUAUACUCCAGGAGUCUAGGAAGGGCUACUGUUUUCCAUUUCACACACGCCAUCUGUUUGCCCAGGGAUGGCCCUGAGAAAACACCCAAAUGUUUGCACCAUCAAAGGCAGAAUAAAUAAGCCUUCUAAAUAAGUAAUUUGUUUUAAAAAAGUAAAGUUCCAUAGAAGCUUGUUAAGAAGCAGCAUUUUUCUCUUUGCUCACCUCAUUUCGUGGAGGUGUUCAUGAUCUUGGUUAUGAUACACACACCAGCUGAUUUUCACUUUUCUGGUUUUGCAGUUGAUUAAAUUUGACGAUUUUAGUUGAAUCAUUGUAUCGGAGAGCAGAAAUGGAGGACCGUUUUCUAUCCUUGUUAUGAAUGUGCUGUGGUUCCUUUUGGGGACUUCUAUUGGAUAAUAUUCUAUGUGGGAGAAAGAAACAUGGUAUUAAAUGUGCAAAAUGAUGAAACUGAUAAUAAUAAAUUAUAUGUUACAACAGUGUAC
This is a messenger RNA of Puma concolor (puma), 2243 nucleotides long. RefSeq names its product membrane bound glycerophospholipid O-acyltransferase 1 (gene MBOAT1). Gene Ontology annotation, biological process: lipid modification. Lineage: Eukaryota; Metazoa; Chordata; Mammalia; Carnivora; Felidae. Gene Ontology annotation, molecular function: acyltransferase activity. Gene Ontology annotation, cellular component: membrane. The record is from RefSeq and is a predicted model, not a curated record.